Messenger RNA from Neospora caninum, 2880 nucleotides. Its product is annotated as T10O22.7, related. The record is from RefSeq and is a predicted model, not a curated record. The coding region runs from base 1 to 2880 and encodes 959 amino acids. The transcript is spliced from 13 exons. Gene Ontology annotation, molecular function: 5'-flap endonuclease activity; metal ion binding. NCBI's taxonomy places the organism in Eukaryota, Apicomplexa, Conoidasida, Eucoccidiorida, Sarcocystidae.
AUGGGAAUUCAAAAUCUCCUGAAAUUUCUCAAACCCCUAGCGCAACCUGCGCACAUUAGCGCCUUCGCCGGGCAUACCGUCGGCGUCGACGCGAUGAGCUGGCUUCAUCGCGGCGCGAUUGCAUGCGCCGUCGAGCUCGUCAAACAAGAAGAUACAGACAAGUUUCUGCGCUUCGUGAUCCACAUGAUUAUGCUAUUCAAGUACCACCGCGUAGAGCCGCUCCUUGUUUUCGAUGGCGCGAAAAUCCCGGCGAAGGCCGCUGAGGACGAGAAACGACAGCAAGCACGGCUGAAGGCGUCGGAGGAGGCGAGGCAGCUGCUGAAGCAACACGAAGAAGCCCGACGAGCGAAUCGAAAACCGCCGGGGGAUACACGAGAGCUCCUUACCAAGUGCGCCCAAGGCAUCUCCAUCUCUCCCGAAAUGGCAGCUGCAGUCUCGGAAGACAGCGAUUUGUUGGCGCACGGCUGCGGCCAGGUUUUGUUCAAAAUGGACAAGGAGGGAAAUUGCGAGCGUCUCGUCCUCCCUCUGAAAGACAGUACCUCUCUCGCGUUUACCUCGUCCACCUCAGGGCCCCAAAGCUCGUCUCUAUCUAAAGACGCUAACGCGAAGAAAUUGGGACAACUCGAGUGUCUUCGCGACUUUGAUCAGAAGAUGUUCACGGCCAUGUGCGUUCUUGGCGGAUGCGACUACACGCACGAUGUUCACAUCAACGGUCUCGGCAUCAGCACCGCUUGCCGAUUCGUGCACAAACUCGGGAAACUCGAACGCGUCAUCCAGUACCUCUUCAAAGACGAAAAGUGGAAGAAGAAACUGACGCAACCCCAGGAGGCAGUCCUACGUGGACACAAGAUGGCGAUGAUCGCAUUCACACAUCACCGGGUCUUCGACACAUCGACAGGCUUGGUCGUCGCCGCUUCUACCCUCCUGUCCCCUCGAUCGACACCCCAAACCUCAAAAGCUUCUUCUCUCCCGUCGUCUCUCCCGUCUUCUCUUUCGCCGUCUCUCCCGUCUUCUCUUUCGUCUUCUCUUUCGUCUUCGUCUCGCGCUUCUUCUCUGCCGCCGUUCGCAGCGCGGCAUUCUUCGUCAGUUUCCUCGCCGAGAAGAGAAGGGCCGUCCAAUUCAGAGACGGGAAUUGCUGAGGAAACCGAGAAGGGAGAGAAGGAAAACCAACAGCCUGGUAGCGAUAGCGCGUCGAGGAAGAAGAGGGAGGGCGAGGGAGAAAGUGACGAUCCCGCGAAGGAGACAGAGAAGGCAGGCGGCAGACGCGGCAACGCACAGGAGGCGACAGGCUCCAGCAUUUUGGAAGACGUCGACCUCGAAACAGACAGUGACGACGAGGCAUCCCUAGAGAGGAUCGUCGGCAGAUGCCAAGAGAACUUUCGUCCUUACGCAGAAGGCGUGGUGAAUCCGCGAACGCACAAAGCUAGAAUUGCUCAUCUAACCCGAAAGGAGCAGAUCUUGAUUGAGGAAUAUCGGGCACGAUCCCUCGUGCGUGUCCACGAAGGGAAUAUCCUCUCAGCGCAUGCACGCGCCCGACAAGCUCACCAACCUUCCUCUUCCUGCCCUGUCUCUUCUUCCUCUUCUUCUUGUUCCUCAUCUUCCUUUUCUUCUUGUUCCUCAUCUUCCUCUUCGCCCUCUUCCUAUUUCUCGGCUGUCUCUUCUACUGUCUCUUCCUCUGCUUGCCCUAGCCCUCGGCGCGCUUCGCGGGAGGCGAGCAGCGAGGCGAGGGAGAAAGCCCGAGAGAUACACGCCGAGCGCAUGCAGGCGCACGCGUUUGACGAGUUUGCGAUGUCCGGUGAGCGAUCGCGCCAAACCAUGCAGCGACAUGAGGGCGGCGCACCUCCGCCCCUGAGCUCGGGAGCGUCGGAAGCAGUCGAGCGCGAGAAAAAGGAAAGCGACGGCGGCAAGGACGCGGCCGGGAGACCGCCGACGCGCGACACCUUGCACGCGGAAAGCGGGAGAGAAAAGGAGACAAAGUACGAGCGGCAGGAUGUCGAAGAAGCGAAAAGUCGUGUCGUGCUUGCGAAGGAGAAAACGGCGAAAGGCGGCCAAAUGAAACUGAGUUUCAUUGCUGUUAAGCGAACGAGAGUCGUGCAUGUAAAGCGUGACGUCACGGAAAGUCUUCCAGGUUCUCGUCACUUGCCAAACAGAAAGAACAUCCACUCGGAAUCGUGCGCUUCGCCACCUUCCUCGGAGGUUCCGGCUCGGACUCUCGCUGGCUCUCGCUCCGCCUCUUUCGCUGCGUUUGCCUACUGCGAGGAGGAACAGCUGGGCAACCAGGGCAGAGAAAAUGAGAAAGGAGAGAGUAGUGGAGGUGAGGAAGGAGACAGUGGUGGUGGUGCGACAGGGGACCGAGGUGACAGGACGCAGAAACGCGAGCGGCAAGAAGACGACGCAGAAGAUGCGAGGGGGAAGCGACGCAAAUCGACACAAACGCGUUUUCCUAGCGACGCAAGUAAUGCGAGUUUUGCUUCGAGCUCGCAACCCUUACCCCUUGCUUCCUCGCCAUCACCGUCCUCGUCCUUUGCUGCUCCCGCCCCUCCAGCGCCUUCGCCUUCACCUCUGUCUUCUCUCUCUCAGCCUUCUCAAUUGCCUUCUCAAUCUUCUAUGUCUUCCGACUCGUUUUCUCAAACCUCUUUUCUCUCUUCUCAACCAUCUUCGCAGCCUUCUGUGCCUCGUUUCUUCGCUUCUUCGUCCAGUCACCGACCACCAGCAGGCGCGCUCCCCUUGGCCGGCAAAAAAAAGAAAUUCGGCGCAGGCUUCGAUGCCGCUCCGAGCGCGAGUGGUCCUCCGCGGGGAUCUUGGAUUCUCGGCGGAAAGGAAACACCCUCGCUACCUGGCGCAUCCCUCUCUUCUUUUUCCUGGAGAAACAAAAAGUGA